This is a messenger RNA of Myripristis murdjan (pinecone soldierfish), 1840 nucleotides long. RefSeq names its product zinc finger protein 135. The transcript has 4 exons. Gene Ontology annotation, molecular function: DNA-binding transcription factor activity, RNA polymerase II-specific; RNA polymerase II cis-regulatory region sequence-specific DNA binding. Lineage: Eukaryota; Metazoa; Chordata; Actinopteri; Holocentriformes; Holocentridae. The record is from RefSeq and is a predicted model, not a curated record. The coding region runs from base 927 to 1658 and encodes 243 amino acids. Gene Ontology annotation, biological process: regulation of transcription by RNA polymerase II.
UUGUUCGAUACGUCGACACUAGUAGAUGCUGCUGCUGAGGUCUCACACACAGAGAAACACACGCACACACAUACACUCAUACACACAUCUUCCUCACUUCAGAAAGAUCUAAUACAUCCCAGUGAGUGUGAAUUAGCCGCAUCUGUCCUGAACGAGUGAGAGCUCGGCGGUGCACAGAGCGGGUUUAUUCAUUUCUCGUUUUGUAUAAAUAAAUUAGAAAUAAGAGAGAGCGACAGGAGCAAGAUGGAGAGCUGCAGCUUCCAGAGCCAGCUGGUGUCCGUCAUGGAGAUCGUGGCCAAGGCUGCCCUGGCGGAGAUCAACAGACGGGUGGACGCCAGCUGCGCCGUCCUGCGGCUGGAGAUCAGCCAGAGCCGGAGGGACAUCGACUCCCUGCGGAGGAAGAGCGAGCUGCUGGAGGCCGAGCUGCGGAGGACGCGGCUCAGAGCCCGCAGGAGAGGUUUCUACCCCCCGGCCGCAGACAGAUGUUCACCUCUGGUCAGGAUCGUUUUGAACAAAGAGAGAGAGGCGGCGGCCUGGGACAGACAAGUGGACCAGCCCGGACAGUGUGAAGACGUGAGGCCUGCCGCUGAAAGCUGACCCCGGGCUGAUCAAAGAGGAGUCUGCAGCCGAGGGACGUGUGGAAGAACAACCCACAGGACAAACUGACCUCUGGUGUCGGGCAGCCGCCGUGUUUUGAAGACAGACCGCCUGCCCAGGCUGAGGGCUUUGUGGGACAUUAUCACUCAGCAGGGAACCCAGCCAGCCCUGCAGCUCUGCUUCCCUCAGCGGACACCUACAGCGCCUUCCAAGAGCAGCAGCAGCCGAACGGAAACCAAAACGAAGCCGCAGGGCUAUUAGUGAAACACGAGAAAGAGGAAGCGCCGGAUGAGAACGUGGCCCCGCUCGCUCCUGGCCACCGAUUCAUCAUGGAGGAGGCCGAUGCACAGCUGUGGUCGUCCAAUCCGAGCCGAGACGCCGGGGAUCCGGGUUUCUCGUACGCCACGCAGCAGUAUGAACAGAUUCCCUCCAUGUUCACAUCUCCAAGCGUGUUGCCUUUGAGUCACCCUAUACCUGAGGACGUGGCAGCGUCCAUUCACUCAGCGGGGAAGCCCCAGCCUGCUGUGGUGAGUGCAGCACGGGUGAAAAGGCGAGCCAAAGCAUUUGGCUGCAAGAAAGCACAGUCAGAAGAAGCACAUGACACUUUAUCUCAGAUUAACUCGAUCGCUCCGAGCAGCUUGAUCCCACAACCGACUCAUCAUCAGUUCAGGGACUCGGUGCCGCACACGAGGAAUGAAAACGAGGAUCUGAUGGCGCCAAACCCGGCAACUUCAUCCUAUAAUGGGUACAGCCGCGGCAGCUUUGGCCUCGUGAGGAGGAUGAGGACGCCCUGGAGGUCCGGCGUCGGGGAGAAGAGAUUCAGCUGCACGUACUGCGGCAAAAGCUUCAUGAGGUUCAGUCAGCUCAAGGAGCACCUGCGGAGCCACACGGGGGAGAAGCCGUUCAGCUGCCUCCAGUGCGGCCGGAGCUUCACCAAGCAGUGCAACCUCAUCCGGCAUGCCGUGGUCCACAGCGGGGAGAAGCCUUAUGAGUGUGCGCUGUGUGGGAAAUGCUUCACGCAGCGCUCCAGUCUCAAGUCCCAUCAGAAAACGGCGCACUGAGUUUACGCUCCGUUAUGAUUUCAUACACAUUCAUCCUGAUCUAAGACUGACAGGACCUGUAGAGAAGUCAUCCUAUACAAACCAAUGUUAAUAUGAUAAGGCGUUGUAUUGUGUUUUGGAUUCAUGGUAAUAGAUAUUAUCAUGUAUUGAUGAAAGAAUGGACCAAUAAACAUGGUACACCC